AUGCUCGAGGAAUCUGCGAAGAAGCAGCUGACCAUGGGAUCCAAAGGCGACAAGAUGCUGGGGUUGAAGAGCAUGUUCUCCAAGGUUGAGAACAAUCCCAAUGUGAAGAUGGUAAAGGGCCAGUACAAGGCGUUAGAGGCGAUAGACGACUUGGGCUCAGUUUCCAACAAGAGACUGUUCCUUCACAAAGCACACAGCAAGAAGAGGAAUGUGCUUCAUGCCAUCGCAGAUGUCGCCAAGAAAGCUGGUGUCAAGAUCUCCGUGGGCAAGAUAUCCGCAACUGAGAAGGAGAAAGCAGCCAACAUGGUGGAGGAAUUGCUCAAGUCAGCAAGCAAGCAAAUCAAGAUGAAGGCAGCCAGCCCUCGAGAAGUUUUCAAGUCCAAGAUGAAGAAGGCUAUGUUCAACUACAAGUUGUACAAGGGGCAGCAUCGACCGGGGGUCCAUGACACGAAACCCAUCCAGCAAUCCCUUCCAGAGAAAAAUCCAAGUUGGAAAUCUAAGUUGGAAUAUCGCAACCCCAAUUUUCACGACAAGAUGGCGAAGGCCCUCUUGUACUAUCAGGCUUACAGAACGGGCGGGGGCAGUAGGACCAAACCGAUGAAACCUGACAUCCCCACGGCUGCUGAUGAGGCUUCGAAGCCCGAGUAUGUGAUGAAUGACAGCGUCUCGAGCAUGCAUCGAAGGCAUGGCAGCGUUCAGAGCUCGCAUGCGAACCAUCGGUACAAGUGUGACCUCACUGGAUGCCAUGUGAUAGAGGCAACUGAAGAAUUCAGGCCCAACGGCCUCUACAUAGGGCUGAAAGAAGAGCUUGCACAGAUGUCAAAGUCACAUGUACACACAAGUUCUAGAGUUGCGGGCAUGAGUCCAACCUUGUCAAGACCGAGCGACCAUGCCGCCGCUCUGCGUCGCCUACAGAAGAAAUCUCAACAGUACAACGAUGCGAUGCCUCUGAACCCCCUGAAUGGAAUCCCGGGCUAUACGCCGAGGCAUAGAAGCAAGGAGACUGAGGCGGAGGCUCCUGUCACCUCUCUCUUAAACCGCAUGCCAGUCCCGGACUCUCCCAAGAAACUGCUUGAGACCAAGGCUUACAUGCAGCAACUCUCGCAAGGGCAAGGACAUGACUCAGCCCCUGCCUUCGAUGACGCGGCGCCCAAGAUGUUCCGAUAG
Messenger RNA from Guillardia theta CCMP2712, 1167 nucleotides. RefSeq lists its product as hypothetical. Lineage: Eukaryota; Cryptophyceae; Pyrenomonadales; Geminigeraceae. The coding region runs from base 1 to 1167 and encodes 388 amino acids. The transcript has 18 exons. The record is from RefSeq and is a predicted model, not a curated record.